AUCAUAGUAACUGUUUCCUACAGGUGCAAUAAAAAAAAAAAAAAAAGUCACGUGCAUCAGCAUGCAUUGGGGCUGCUAAUGUUUUUUGAACCUUGUCAUGUCCUGCGCAUUUCUUUUUCAAUUCUCUAUAUCUAAUGCCUACAAGGGCUCCUAGGGCCCCGAGGCUAAAUAUAUAUAUAUAUAUAUAUUCAUUUUUGCUUACGCUCUCGCGUUCUACCAAUGAUUGUCUUUAUAGGGCCAUUUCACGAGCGACCAGUUCGAGCGGCACAGAGCCGACGGCUUGAGAAAACUCAAGCCGAGUGCUUCUCCAUCGCUGUUUGCUCGCCGGCCCAUGAAGCCUAGCAGCAAGCCACGAACUCAGAGGCUGGUGCCCGGCCAUUCAACAGCUGAUCCAUUCCCUACGGUGACAAACAUGGCCCCUCAGGCCAGCACCGAGGAGCCCAGCCAAAUGUCUGGAAAUCCCAAUGGUGAGGCGACAACACUUGGCGGUGUGACACUACCCCAUUCGAGCACCGAGGCACUCGAAAGGGAAACCGCGGGCGACGUGACGAAGGUGUCCGUUGCCCUCCAAACAAGCUUUUCGGGGCCAUGUGUCUUGCAGCCAGACUCGGCAAGAGCCAUCAUUGACAGCCUGGAGAGACAGCUGCAAAGUGCAAGGAAGAAAAUCACUGCUCUGGUGGCUGACAAGAGCCCAGGACAUACUGGACAACCCAGACCAGUGUGUUGCCAUGGAAAAAGGAGGCCUGACUCAGUUUGGCUAGCAGCUUGCAACCUAGGGGAACCUGCGGGAAUGUACCGCAAGAGUGAGAGUGACGCCUGCCCAGCACUUCCUCAACGAUGGCACCACGAGGAAGGGGGAGCUGCCCUAAAGUGAAUGCAAGAGCAG
Molecule: messenger RNA, 886 nt
Organism: Ixodes scapularis (black-legged tick)
Lineage: Eukaryota; Metazoa; Arthropoda; Arachnida; Ixodida; Ixodidae
Exons: 4
Coding region: 332-874 (180 amino acids)
Source: RefSeq, a predicted model, not a curated record